AUGUCAGAUACACCGACACUGAAGCAAUUGGACUGGAACAAGGUCCAUGAGCUCGUCAUCGAUCAGGCGAAUGAGGUGGUCGGAAAUGUCGACUGGUUUCUUCGAGACUCAAAUGUGUCUCUCUCCGACCAAUCGACACAGACACCCUCGUCUCCUCCCGUCAAACACCAUCUGGCAGAUCACAAUGCGCAACAUGCCGCGUUGGUCACUCCGUCAUCACCGCAUCUUCAGGUUCUGAAUACACACGAGAACAGCGUCUCGAAAACACGCCCGCUGGUGGCAGCAAUCCAGCCGGUUCUGACCAUUUCAGGCUCCGCUAUACCUGCGAGAGACCCUAAAAGGCGUGGAAGCGCAUCUAGUGUUGCGAGCACUGGAAGUGCGACCAGCAACGGCACGUCUGCGAGCGGAGGUCGCUUCUUCUCCAAAUUAAAGCAUAGACUCCAGAGAACUGACUCUGCUGCUUCCUCUGCUUCCUCUCCGGGAUCCCUCUUUCAUGGCGAGUACAAUCUCGAGACUUCGCUCAAGAACCAACCUUCUAUCAAUACCUCUCUCGACUCAAACUUCCUGUCCGACUCCUUUGAUCCAAAAAGUCCUCACUCUCCAGCGCCGCCAAUAGAGAACUCUCCCGUGGAAGACGAGGAUGCCUAUGAUGAUCCGCAAUUGCUGGAGUAUGUUCGACUCUUCAAAUACAAGGAUGUAAAACCAGACACAAAGGCAACUCAUUUGAAUAGUGUUCCCAGAACUCGCCAAAAUUCUUUGGUAUGCCCACAUCCCAAAAGCCCUAAGACUCCAGAGCCAGGUAAAUUCACAUCCCUCUUCAGACGGAGAAGUUCAGUGACAACUACGCUCCCAACAUCGCCAGUCAAGACCGCUGAAUUACCUAUGACCAUCCCUACAAGUCCUAUUGGCGAAAAACCCGAGAAAGAGAGUUGUCUGGAUAAUAGUUUGCCCAAUUUCAAGAAAUUGAAGCCUCUCAAGCAUGUUGCAUUCCAUUCGCUGACAUUUUUGAUAGAUCCUCCCCAACAAAUUCCUUCCAGAAAUCCUCGCAAAGGCAAUGUCGAAAUUUUGCCACUGGGUGCUGUUCGUGUCAACCCACUUACUGAGGCAGACAAGGAACAAAUGGAAAAAAGCUUGAGAGGCCAAGGCGGCGGAUUGGUUGUUGGAGGAACAGGAAACUACAGUUUAGCUAGGAAAGAACCAAAACCACCAAAAGAGGAAGAAAUCAAUCACCAAUCUACUGAAACAAAAAACUCUGACACUUCAGAUGAGGCUGAACCAGCGAUUGAAGCACAUGCUAAAUCUUUGGGGAUCGAGAAACCAACACAACGUUCCUCUUCCCGACAAGGCUACACUGCACCCGUCAAAAAGAUGGCUCUCGACCUCAUGUAUUCGCGUUGUUGUCAUUUGAGGGAAAUUCUUCCUAUUCCUGGAAUUGCAAAGCAGAUUCCCCAAGGCUCCAUGGCACCUCUCCCCUUCUUGCAAUUCCGAAACCCAACCCCUACAAUGAUUGAAAUCGAAACUUUUGCUGACUUCAUUCGCAUUGCUCCCAUAAUUUGCAUAUCUUUAGAUGGUAUCAGUCUCUCCUUUGAACAAUUGAAAAUCCUCUUGAGUGCAAUGUGUGCCAAAACUCAACUCGAGAAGCUCAGUCUCCGUAACACACCAAUGGAUGCAGAGGGCUGGACUCUCUUUUGUUGGUUCCUUUCACGAAACAAAGUUAUUAAUAAGCUAGAUAUCACACAGUGUCCUCCUUUGUCUGUGAUCAAGAAGAAGAAGAAAGUCAAGCCCGAAGAGGAAGCUAUUAAAAGAAUGGUUUGCAACAAAGAAAAUCGAUCGGACAUGGAUUGGCUUAUGUUCACUGCCUCUUUGAUUGCAAGGGGUGGAAUUGAAGAGUUGAUUCUUACAGGAUGCUGUAUUACGGACUUGAAAGUCUUCGAGACCCUCAUAAAAAGAUCAAUCUCGAUCAGGACCGCGAAACUUGGUUUGGCUUAUAAUCAACUUUCUCCUCAACAGUUCCAUGUUGUUUUCGAACACUAUUUCCUCUCAAGCAAAACAAGAGGACUUGAUCUCGGCUACAAUGAUCUCCUGUCGUCGGCUUUUCUCAAGGUCGUCAUUGAUAUGUACAAAAGGGAGGAUGUGCACGACAAGAUUGCUAAUUCGCAACUUGGUUUCUUGAGUUUGAACGCUACCAACUUACGCUUCAACUCCAUGUUCAGAGAAGUUCACGAAAAGUUUUUGGCAUGUCUACCAAACUUGAAGUACCUUGAUUUCUCGAACAACCCAAAGCUUUUUGGCAAUUAUCAUUCUGCAAGUGUCGCCCCGGAAUCUAUAGAGCCCAACUCUGGCCUGGCUUCCGAGCAAUCUUUUGACGAGUCUACAAAAACCCAUCCAAGCUUAGAUCAUUUCAACAGCUACUUUUGCUCAGUGCUACCUACAUUUAAGAGUUUGGUGCGGUUGCAUCUAGAUAAUAAUGGCUUGUCAUCACAGGAUCUCAUUAAUUUGUUCGAGAUCGUUCCAUUCUGCAAAAACCUCGCUUACUUAUCUAUAAUUGGCAACAGACUCGACAUCUACUCAGCAACAAGCCUUAUUGAAGGUCUAAAGAACGCUUCAUCCCUCAUGACCGUCGAUGGUGACUAUCUGGCAUUGCCAGAGACCUUCAGGGAACAAAUUGGUUCUUACUCGAUGAGAAACAUGGAGAAUUACUACAACAAGAACAUUAGAAAGAAUGCAAGUUCUCUGGAAAGUAUGGUCGGAGGUACUCCUCAAACACUUACAGAUCAACUCAACAAAUUAUUGUCUCAAAGAAACGACGAUAAAUUUGAUGUCAACCUGCCAGAAGUCCAGCUGUUUAUUGAGAAAACACAGAGAUAUAGACAAAAGCUUAAAGAAUCAAUCCUGGACCUUUUUGCAUUACAGUACAGCUCGGAUCUUAAUGUUGAAGGAAAGGAAGCACUCAUCCGCUUAUUAUUCGUGGACUCUUCGUUAGAGCGUGGUUUGAGAUUGAUUGACGAAUCACUAGUCGACCAGGAUGACAAUAUUACCACAACAGAUAUCCUCAACAUGAAUUUGGCUGAGGACGAAACCAAUGCUUUGAAGAAUUCGGCGCAUAGAAAAGCUGCAACGGACAAUUCAGAUCAAAUUGACACGCCCUCACGUGUUGAUACAGCUGCUCUUCCAAUAUCGCGUAGUCAAUCUUCAGCCACACUCUCUUCCCUCAAUAAAGAAGAAGGUGCUGUCAUGAAGUUGGCGCGUUUGGCUGAUAGGGAUACUUCGCUUGAGAAAUACGAUCAAUACUCUGGGGAAGAAAUUCGUCAAAAGAUGCUUACAUUUGACCUUUCGGACCUUGACAAUUUGAUUGAAACAAUCAAUGCUGCUCGUAAACGGGGCGUUUGCUUCAAAGAAGUCUUCAGUGACCUGAACUUCAUUAAUCAUUUCCGAGACGACUUGAAGCAGAGAAUAGAAAAUCUCAAGAGAUACGCCGCAACACUGAGCAAAGAGAAGGGGGCAGAGACCUUCCAAAGUCAGGACAUUGAUCUCUCGCGUUCAACAGAGAGCACAAAUAUCGAUGAUAGUAUGAGAAGCAAGAACAUGAGUGAGGCCUAUGACCGCAUUCUAAGCAAGUUCAACAAAUAA
Messenger RNA from Australozyma saopauloensis, 3630 nucleotides. RefSeq names its product Mhp1p (gene MHP1). Bases 1 to 3630 code for a protein of 1209 amino acids. The transcript has a single exon. Lineage: Eukaryota; Fungi; Ascomycota; Pichiomycetes; Serinales; Metschnikowiaceae. The record is from RefSeq and is a predicted model, not a curated record.